UUUGAGGCUAGAGGGUCACGCACACACAAAAAGGGGUUUGGUUGAUUAAAUAAUUGAUACACCUUCCCUCUGAUUUUGUUUGUUUAUUGAUGGGAUUCCAUCUUUCCUUGAUUCAAGAAUCAUGAUGAUCCAACAAGAAGAAAGAUAGAGAAAAAAACACAAACACACACAAACAGCUGGAUGGCUGGUACAAGUGAUGAGGAGAAGUUCGCGAAAAACAUCCUAGUGAGCCACCUCCAAACCAUGGAGGCGACGGCGGAUAUGUACAGCCUGGCCGGCCCCUCAGCAAAUGAAACCCUGAUGAUAUCGCCGGACGAUCCAUGCGUUUUCUCGUGUGAAGGAAACGAGAGGCCCAGCCAAGGCCUCUCUCUCUCCUUGAGCUCCUCCAACCCUUCUAGCAUCGGCCUGCAGGCGUUUGAGCUCAGAUUCGGGCCGUCGAAUUUCUCACAUGUCAACAACUCCAAGUAUCUAAGCCCAGCGCAGGAGCUUCUCUUUGAAUUCUGCAAUCUCGGUAUCAAUCAAAACCAGAUGAAGCCGCGGAAGAGCGACGAUGAAAAGAAGCAGCCACCGCCCUUCUUCUCCCUCGACCUCCUCGAGUUGCACACAAGAAAAACCAAACUCCUCCAAAUGUUGGACGAGGUGGACAGAAGGUACAAACACUACUGCGAUAAGAUGAAGUGCGUGACAUCGUCGUUCGAGGCGGCAGCUGGGGGCGGAGCCGCCGCGCCAUAUUCAAAUCUGGCGUCGAAGGCGAUGUCGCGCCAUUUCCGAAGCCUGAGAGAUGGGAUCGUGAAGGAGAUAAAGGCGACGAAGAAAGGCAUGGGGGAGAAGGAUGCUGCGGAGGGGGAGACGCCGCGCCUUCGGGUUCUCGAUCAGAUGCUGAGGCAGCAGAUGAGCAUGACCGAGAACCACCCCUGGCGGCCCCAGCGCGGCCUCCCCGAGAGAUCCGUCUCCGUCCUCCGAGCCUGGCUCUUCCAACACUUCCUCCACCCGUAUCCUAGUGAUGUAGAUAAACACAUUCUAGCCCGCCAAACUGGCCUCUCGAGAAGCCAGGUUUCUAAUUGGUUCAUCAAUGCCAGAGUGAGGCUUUGGAAACCCAUGGUGGAGGAAAUGUACUUGGAAGAACUCAAAGAGAAAGAUCAGAAGCCGAGCCACGAUCAUCUUGUGCGGAUAGAUUCGGAGUGUCUCUCUUCUAUCAUCAACAACAACGACGACAAAGAAAAGAGCAAAACCCUCCAAAAUGAGCAGCACCAUUUCGGUGCGAUGGAGCUCAAUUUCUCAUCGUACUCAGGCGGUGGCGGUGGUGAUGGUGUUUCGCUUACGCUAGGGCUGCAGCAGCGCGGCGGAGUCAGCCUAGCGUUUUACCCUAGGGAUCAAAUGGAGGAGUGCCAAACGACACCGUUUUCGCUGUUGGAUGGUGAGAAUCAGUACCGGAAUUUGAUGGGAGCGCAGGCGCAGCUGCUUCAUGAUUUAGCUGCUUGAAAAAUACUCCUACUAAAGGAAAAUUGGGAAAUUUGAUUGUCGGUGGAUGGAGGGGAGGUUUUUGACAUGUGGAUGUGGUAUACAUAAAAAAAUACUGGGAUAGGAAAGAUUUAUAUGCAAUUUGGUGUUAGGUAUACAAUUCGGAUAUUUGCUUAUACAUAUAUAUGUAUAGCUAGCUACAUAAGCUAGUGUGAUUUGCACUUCUUCUCUUCCCCAACUGCAACAAUUUAUACUUUCCAUCACAACCUAAUUUUGUCUCAUAAUGAAAUGGUUUAUUUGAUUUGGUA
Molecule: messenger RNA, 1769 nt
Organism: Salvia splendens (bonfire salvia)
Lineage: Eukaryota; Viridiplantae; Streptophyta; Magnoliopsida; Lamiales; Lamiaceae
Product: homeobox protein BEL1 homolog
Exons: 4
Coding region: 181-1482 (433 amino acids)
Biological process (GO): regulation of DNA-templated transcription
Molecular function (GO): DNA binding
Source: RefSeq, a predicted model, not a curated record